AGCUCCACAUCCCCUCCCUAAUGCACCAUGUCGGCCCUGAAGAGAGCAACCUCCAGGAAGGCGGAAGAGAAAAUCAGCGGCGGCCCAGUAAAGGAGUUAGGCCGCCUGAGUAUGAGAAAGAACAAGUCCAGGCAUGCAGCGUGGUGGAAGUGGUUAAUAAUUCUGACAUCUACCACGUUUACUGCUUUUUGUGUAGUCUUGCUUUGGGAUUAUCUACACAAGGACGAUUUUAAAGAGGUGCUUGCACGCCAGGCUGAUGUUUUGGAUGGAAUAUUUUUUGAGAUACCAUGCUCCAAAGAUUAUGAAAAUUAUAAGCGAUUUCCAGGCUGUACUCCAACAAAAUGUGGGAGGGCGGUGAAGGAUACAGUAGUAAAUCGAGAAGAGGCAGAAAAGAUGUUACGUAUAGCAAAGAAAGGGCUGUCCUUUGGAGGAUCAGAUGGUGGGGCCUCCAUUCUAGAUUUGCACUCUGGAGCACUAUCAAUGGGGAAACAGUUUGUUAAUAUUUAUAGGUACUUUGGAGAGCAAAUAAAGGAUAUAUUUGAUAAAGAAGACUUCGCACUAUACAGUGAUGUGCGAGGGCGUAUUCAGCAAGUAAUAGCUGAAUCAUUCGGGAUUGACUCGACUCGUCUGCAUCUCACAAAGCCCACCUUUUUCUCAAGGAUGAACAAUACUGAAGCCAAGACAAUGCAUGAUGAGUAUUGGCAUCCUCACAUUGAUAAGGUGACAUAUGGAUCAUUUGACUACACUUCACUGCUGUACCUUUCUGACUACAGGACUGACUUUGGUGGUGGGCGGUUUGUGUUCGUUGAUGAACUUGCCAACAGAACUGUGGAGCCUCGGAUAGGUCGUGUUUCUUUCUUCACAUCCGGCUCAGAAAAUCUUCAUUACGUGGAAAAGGUAGAGUGGGGCACAAGAUAUGCCAUCACAGUCUCAUUCAGCUGUGACCCUGCCCAUGCCAUUGAAGAUCCUUCUUUAUCAUAGACUUGUUGGGGCCUUGAAGAACAGCUCCUAGAAAUAAACUGCUAAAAAUGAAAAAAAAAAUGCAAAUCAGUUGUAUACUCAAAAACAUUGAUUUUUAAGUUAGAUUGAAAGUCAAAUGUGGAGGGAAUACUACAGUAUUGAAAAUUGGCUUGGGUCCACUCUCUCAGAGCUUUAACUGUAUUCCUAAAAUAGUUUCUAUUUAAAGGUAUUAUUUUUAUGUUAUGAUCCUGAGUCACACUGUCAAAUUAUGUAAUUAUGAUUUGACUGCAAAACAUGGCGUUUAACACUGCUGUUCAAUUGGUAUUCUUGAGUUUAUUGAAAGUGUUAACUAGCUGAGUAUUGAAACAACUGUUAACUAGUUGUCUACUGCUGUUGGAAUCAUAGUUUAGAGUUCCGUUAGACUAUUUUUAGUCUUUAAUCAGAGCACCAGGUAUUUGCCUUUUCAUAUUAAGUGUGAUCACCUUUCAAAUGUUCAUUCAUUAAAAAUGACAUCAGGUUGUCUCUCCAAAUCUAUUGUGCAGCCUUCAGGUCAGGAUCGGCUCCUGCAACAAGUGCCAUGACUGACCUUUAUCAGUGUUUGUGCCAGCGUGGAUUUGCUGAAUGAAUCUGACAGAAUAAUUAGUGAGUGUUUAAUGUUUGAUGGUCUACUUAACUGAUUCAAGAUUUCCUAUACUAAACAAACCUGGGUAAGAUAAAUCUUUUCAAAAGUUCUGUCAACAGCCUGAACAAAUUGUAUUUAUUGAAAAGCAUUUAACUCUUCAUUUACCACAUAACAAUAAAUAAGUAGUGACACAGUUGUCACCCUUCA
Rhincodon typus (whale shark) is the source of this 1789-nucleotide messenger RNA. RefSeq names its product urotensin-2 receptor 2 (gene ogfod3). The transcript is spliced from 9 exons. Gene Ontology annotation, molecular function: oxidoreductase activity, acting on paired donors, with incorporation or reduction of molecular oxygen; iron ion binding; L-ascorbic acid binding. NCBI's taxonomy places the organism in Eukaryota, Metazoa, Chordata, Chondrichthyes, Orectolobiformes, Rhincodontidae. Gene Ontology annotation, cellular component: membrane. The coding region runs from base 28 to 981 and encodes 317 amino acids. The record is from RefSeq and is a predicted model, not a curated record.